Messenger RNA from Fragaria vesca subsp. vesca, 1756 nucleotides. RefSeq lists its product as uncharacterized. The transcript has 5 exons. Bases 1 to 1500 code for a protein of 499 amino acids. Gene Ontology annotation, biological process: regulation of DNA-templated transcription. The record is from RefSeq and is a predicted model, not a curated record. NCBI's taxonomy places the organism in Eukaryota, Viridiplantae, Streptophyta, Magnoliopsida, Rosales, Rosaceae. Gene Ontology annotation, molecular function: double-stranded DNA binding.
AUGGAAGCUUUAUGUGACUUUCCUUCUCCUCUGCAAGUUUUGUUCAGAACUGGAAGGUGUUGCAAUGUGAAUGAUUCAAGCUUCAAGCUGACGUGUCAAUACCCACUGAGGCUUGUGAGGACGAAACUUGCUUUCUCUCAAAAGCUCUUCAUCUGUCGAGCAAGGUUUGCGGACUCUGGGAUAGAAGGGACAUUUAACUUAAAACUGGUAUCUCCAGCUCUUUUAGCAGCUGAGAAAGAAGAAGCUAAAGCUGUCCUGAUGUUGUUCUUGAAGAAACAAGGUCUCAGCCAUACACCUGCCGCAAGAACCAUAAACAAGUCGGAGCUUUUCAUUGAUCACCUUGUCGAUAGGCUUCAUUCUGUUCAUAAAUCCCGGUAUCUAGUAGGACGUGAGCUAACCACUCUUGAGAUAAGGGAGGCUCUAAUCCCUUACCUUGAAUCCCUUCUAGAGGAGCAUGGUAUUUAUAUGGUAGAUGUGGUGGAAAGCUUUCCUGAUGCACCAGUUAAAGCAAAGCCAGUUGCACCGGUUAUUAAAUCCCAGUCAUCUGUUGACUUGAAGAAGUUGAAAGCCAUAUCUAGAGUGAGUGAGAUAGGCCCAGCUGGGAAGCUUCCAUCUCAUAUCCAAUACCUUUUAGAGCUUGGAAUGGAUCUCGAUCAAAUAAAGGGUAUUGCGCGCAGAUUUCCAUCUUUUGCCUACUACAGUUUGGAGGGGAAGAUAAAACCAACUGUUGAGUUUCUCCUUGAUCUUGGGGUCCCAAAAUCUGAUAUUCCUACAAUCCUCUUUAAGAGGCCUCAGCUGUGCGGGAUCAGUCUUUAUGAGAAUAUUAUGCCAACCAUGAGAUUCUUAGAAAACCUAGGUGUGGACAAGAAACAGUGGGCAAAAGUGAUAUACCGCUUUCCAGCCCUUCUCACAUAUAGCAGGCAGAAGGUGAAAACAACAGUAGAUUUCCUCUAUGAAAUGGGCCUUUCAGAAGAGAUCAUAGGUAAGGUCUUAACAAGGUGCCCGAACAUAAUUAGUUACAGUGUCGAGGACAAGUUACGGCCCACAGCUGAGUACUUUCGCUCACUAGGGGUGGAUGUUGGUGUUCUUCUGCAUCGAUCUCCCACAGUGUUUGGCCUUAGUAUAGAGGCCAACUUGAAGCCUGUGACAGAUUUUUUCAUUGAGAGGGGAUAUACUAUGGAAGAAAUUGGGACAAUGCUUUCAAGGUAUGGAGCCUUAUAUACGUUCAGCUUGACAGAGAACUUGAUGCCGAAAUGGGAGUUCUUUUUGACCAUGGAUUAUCCAAAAUCAGAGCUGGUUAAAUUCCCUCAAUACUUUGGUUAUAGUUUGGUAGAACGGAUUAAACCAAGAUAUGCACUUAUGAAGGAAUGUGGAGUGAUGUUACUAUUGAACCAGUUGUUAUCGCUAUCUGCUUCUAACUUUGAUAAGGCUCUUAAAAAGAAAAUUGAGAAAAUGGCGGCUGCCAAUGGUGAAGAUCCCAACACAGAUGUUGUACUAUGAAACUUGUGUGCGAGUAUUAUAACAAUCCAGGAAGAGCACAUUUCGGUACAGUUGCCACAUUGGAACUAAAAGUCUGCGUAUCUUGGCAAUGGGACGAUGUAUUGCUUCUGAACUUGGCUGAUUAUAUGAUUCUUCUGAGCGGUGGCUGCAGCCAUGAGACAUUGGAUUUUUGUCCUAUACUAAUUGAAGCUUCAGAAGAGAAAUAUGUUGCUGAAUGACAUCCUUGAAAAUGAUGAUGAUACAGCUGUCUUGUUCA